Xiphophorus hellerii (green swordtail) is the source of this 3126-nucleotide messenger RNA. RefSeq names its product SLAIN motif-containing protein-like. Gene Ontology annotation, cellular component: microtubule plus-end. The record is from RefSeq and is a predicted model, not a curated record. NCBI's taxonomy places the organism in Eukaryota, Metazoa, Chordata, Actinopteri, Cyprinodontiformes, Poeciliidae. The transcript has 9 exons. Gene Ontology annotation, biological process: microtubule nucleation; cytoplasmic microtubule organization; positive regulation of microtubule polymerization. Bases 300 to 2186 code for a protein of 628 amino acids.
GAGCGAGUGAUGCUCCGCUGCAGGUCUGCUCAACUGAACUGGGCUAACUAAUUCCAUCAUCAAGCUAGUUAGCAGCUGUGCGAUGCGCUCACCAACAACAGAAGAUGGACUAGCUGCUUUCCCCGCUUCACUGUUUGGAUAGUCGCUUUCGGUCCGCGGGUCGUUUUCUCGUGGUUGUAAUUAGCGUCUCCAUUCAUGCGGUGCCCUGUGCUGCUGUGGAGGGUUUGAGCUCAGAGUGGCGGGAGGCUCAGUCACCAGCUCGCAGGGACAGCACGGCUGAAUCACCGCAGAGUAGCAGCAUGGUGGUCCCGGACAGUUCCGGUGUGGUCCCUGAGCCCGAUAACGGCAGGCCCACCGGCCUCACGGAGAGCUCUGAUCCCGUGUGUGAAGAGGCCGAGGAGAGGGGUCAUGACCUGGCUGGAGUAGAGCUGGAGGAGGUGCGGAAGCUCCAAGAGCUGGUUCGCAGGUUGGAGGUCCAGAAUGAGACGCUGCGCAACAGGGGAGCCAAGAUUGUUAUCCCCAGAGGAGCCAAUAGCAACCUGAGUGCCGCUGACAAUAUCAACAAGAGGCUGACCUGUGAUCAGGUCAGGGUGGGCCACAGUGGAGAACCGGGCAGCACCGAUUGCAAACUGUCUCCCCCUCAGGACAACAACAGCAGUGGGGAAGAUAUGUCCCCUUUGCCCGUGAUCAGCAGGCUGGAAGACGACGACGACGAGGAGGAGGAGGACAGGGUGGAAGAGGAAGAUCUGGGCCCGUGUGGGAGCUUUCUUUCUCUAACAUGUAGAAACAGCAGCGAACGGUCUCAGGGGCAAAGCCAGACCCCUGAGAGCCCCUCUCAGGAGAGCUACGAGUCAGAGACGCUCACAGAGAGUGACUCAGGUGUGGACCAAACUGCGCUGGAUGAGGUGGAUGUCCUAGAUUUGGAAGAUGAGUGUUUGGAGGUGGAGGACGAGGACAGCUGGUUGUAUGUUUCUCCAAGAAAGCAAGUGGCAGAGCAAGGUCCGGACUCACCGCUGAAGUGGUGUCGGCAGGCCCUUGACCACCGCAGCCCGGAGACGGAAAUGGCUUGCCGGACAUUGAUCAAUCGUUUGGACCAGACGUCUCGAUGGAGAACCAUGUACUGCAGCCCGUCAGAGGGCGGCUCGACUAGCUCUGGCCUGAUCUCUCCUGGGUACCACAAAACGACUAACAAAUCCGUACUAACCUGUGGCAACUCAGCUGUCCCCAGCAUGCAUUCAGCCCUGAGCUCCCAGUCCUCUAUAGACAGCGAACUCAGCACCUCAGAUGACUCCAUCUCUAUGGGCUACAAGCUACAGGAUCUCACUGACGUGCAGAUCAUGGCUCGCUUACAGGAAGAGAGUCUUAGGCAGGAUUACGCUUCCAGCUCAGCCUCUGCGUCUCGCCGCAGCUCCACGACGUCUUUGCAGUCCCUGCGCCGCGGCGGUACGUACAGCGACCAGGAGUUUGACACGUACAGCCUGGAGGACGAAGAGGACGAGUUGUCAUCGGCUCCCCAGCGCCGGCAUCGCUUUACCCCGUCGCCGCUGGGCUCGCCUCGCUGUCUCUCUCCCUCCACCUCCAACCACGGGCAGGAGUACAGCAGUCGACUCGGGGCGCCGCGCACAAGAACGCCCAGGCGCUCUCUGCAGGGUCCCAGUGCAGAGCUGCUCAAAUUCGCCAAGAGUGAAGAGGAGUUGAGACACAGCAUGCCUAACCUGGCCCCCCGUACCAGCCUACGUUCCCUGGAGGCAGUCAGGAACAGCCGCAGCAUGGAGGCUAACCUCCAGAGCUCUGGCAACCGCAUGUCCCACCUGACCCGCUCCCCCUCCACAGGUAUGGCUUGUAGUCGUCUGCGGAGCAACGGUCAGUCUCCGCUCACGUUGCGAACUCCGGUCAAAGCCGUCAACCCUGUGGGCUCCAUGUCAGCUGGUCAUCAGUCUCCCAGAGGUCUCCCAGUCAUCCAGUCGCUUCCUGUGGCAGGCGGUCGCCGGGUCCAGUCUCCAGGAUCCGUGAAUGGAGGAAGCUACGUACCUGGGAGGGCUUCGGUUGGGGGAGGAAGGCCUGCGGUGGGGCGGGGUCAGGCUGUGUCAUCAAUCUCCACAAGAAGCAAACUCACCCAGCCUCCCAGGAGGUCUUUAGGCAUGACUAAAAUCUCAGAUGAAUCCUGGAAAGACGGCUGCUACUGAGUUCUUCCCGUCCUUGAGGAUGCUGGAACACUAACCCCACUUUCCUGUAUUUGAAGAAACUCAGCCACUGUGUCCCUAAAUGAGUCUCAGAACCUCAAGGUCCUUUAUUUCAGGCUGGAUCCCUGGACUGCACUGGAUUUGUAGUUAAUCUCCUUCCUUUGCAUGAUACAUUGUCAACCCACACAUAGAGACAAAGAGAGGAUGUGUAGGACGACGUGGAGUUGCACAGGCACACUCCAUUAGUUACGUGGACCAACUCUGGAUUUCCUACAGAAAAAAAAAAUCUAUAUAUAUGUUUAUGUCAAUUUGACAUAUUUUUCUAUGGUGAUUUUGAGAAACUGCUGGAAUUUUAGGGGUCGUAUUUCUGCACUGUUGCUGUAAUUGAAAUGAAGACAAAAAUGAAGAUAUUGCUGGUUUGUACAUUUGAAUAACUAGAUGAAAGUACAGUGUUGCAUGCUGGGUUUUGUUGUUUUACCCUUUGCUCAACAGUCUUCUCAUCGUUGUCUUAACUGCAAUAUGACAAAUCUUCCAUGUGUUUCAACAAUGAUCUGUGGAAACUUACAAAUGUUUGAGUGACUUGUUGUGAAUUGUGUCGUGUUUGUGUUCUGCUACAUGCCUACACAGCAGUGCAACUCUUCUCAACCACACUGCCCUUAUUGAUAUCUGAAAAAAAACACAUAGUUUGUGCCAAGGUGCAUUAAAGCUGGAACUCUUGCAUUCUAUGAACAAUUGAAGGUACUGAACACGACUGAACUUCACAGGCAUUUUUACUGCAUAUCUGAAGGUGAAUUGAAGGCCUGCUUUUUGUAAAACACUGUAUUAAAAAACAUGUUUAUGCACAGAGGCCUCGUGCCUUAGUCAGCUAUGCACCCUCAUAAAGAGUGCCUCUGAAAUUUGGGAGCUGUGAUGAAAAUGAAUAAACUUGACCCUGAAGCAGUAA